CCGCGAUUCACAAUUGCUUUGUCGCUCCAAGUUGCUCAUAGCAUGCUCCAAACCAAGUGGCUCCUUGGGCUUGCAGUGGCCGUCGCUGCGGGUUCGUCCGCCCUCUCGUGUGGCCCCUCCCAGUACCUCGACCCAAUCUCGAGUGUUUGCGUCAACUAUGCCAACCAAGGCGCCAAGGCUGGUGCCGUCCUUGAUGGAGCGCUGGACACGGGUAGCACUGCGUGGAUGCUCAUGUCAUCCGCGCUUGUCAUGAUCAUGACGCCGGGCGUCGCCUUCUUCUACGCCGGCCUCGCGGGCGAAGACAUGGCGUCCAACACGAUGAUGAUGUCGUUCAUGAGCAUGGCGCUCGUCUCGAUCCAGUUUUGGCUCUUUGGCUACUCGGUGGCGUUUAGCUCGGACGGCCUCUUUAGCUGGGCGACGUACGCCAAGGUGGGGAAGCUCCCGAGCGCCACGUACGCGACGACGUCCCCGCACAUUGUCUUUGCUCUCUUCCAAACCCAGUUUGCGACGAUUACGCCGGCGCUGCUCAGCGGCGGCAUUGUCGGUCGCAUGAAGUUUAGCACCUACGUCCUCUUUCUCCUUCUAUGGACGUCCAUCGUCUACGACCCGCUGGCCAAUUGGAUGUGGUCCUUGAAACUCGACGACAACUGGGCGGCCAAGGCCAUGGGCUGGGAAGGCAAGCUCGGCGCGCUCGACUUUGCUGGCGGCACCGUCAUCCACGUUGCGAGUGGCUUUGGCGCCCUCGCGUCCGCGCUCGUCGUCGGAAGUCGCACCAACGGCGGCGAGGUUAAGCCCCACAACGUCCCGCUCGUUAUGAUUGGCACGACCUUGCUCUGGUUUGGCUGGUUCGGCUUUAACGCCGGGUCCGAGGGCGCUGCCGACGGCGUCGCGGCCAUCGCCGCCAUCAACACGCACCUCGCCGCGUCAGCAGGCUUUUUGACUUGGGCGUUUGUCGAUUACUUAAGCAGCGGCAAGGUUGAUCCGUGUGGCGCCGCCAGUGGCGCAGUCGCGGGCCUCGUCUGCAUCACCCCGGGCUGCGGCUAUGUCUUUCCAUGGGCCGCCGUGAUCUUUGGGAUCCUCGGCGCCACCACCGGGUUUGCGGCCGUGCGCAUGAAGAACCGCCUCGGCUACGACGAUACGCUCGACUCGUUUGCGAUCCACGGGUGCGCGGGCUUCGUCGGUGGUCUCCUCACAGGUCUCUUUGCCACGCCUGAUGUGAACCCGGCCAUCGUCGGCGGCGCGUUCUACGGCCACAGUAUGCAGUUUGUGUACCAGCUCGUCGCCCAGUGCGUCACGGCGGGCUACUCGUUCGUCGUCACGACGCUUCUCCUCCUUGCGCUCAAGCACACGAUCGGCCUCCGCGUCUCCAAGGAGAAGGAAAUCCUCGGCAUGGACGCCGUGUACCAUGGCGGCCUCGCCUACGACCACACUCUCACGCGCUCUGGGUCGCGCCCCACAGGCGAGAUGGAGUGAGAACGACUAAGAUAAUUGCAUUGAUACUCUUUGCAUGAGACGUGAGUUCUCCAAUGGAAAGCGUCAGAUGUACAAAAAGCAUAUGCGUUCAAGUUGAUAAUUGGGUUGAGUUACG
Molecule: messenger RNA, 1588 nt
Organism: Saprolegnia diclina VS20
Lineage: Eukaryota; Oomycota; Saprolegniomycetes; Saprolegniales; Saprolegniaceae
Exons: 1
Coding region: 43-1473 (476 amino acids)
Biological process (GO): ammonium transmembrane transport
Cellular component (GO): plasma membrane
Molecular function (GO): ammonium channel activity
Source: RefSeq, a predicted model, not a curated record